This is a messenger RNA of Sinocyclocheilus rhinocerous, 2379 nucleotides long. RefSeq names its product collagen alpha-1(XXVI) chain-like. NCBI's taxonomy places the organism in Eukaryota, Metazoa, Chordata, Actinopteri, Cypriniformes, Cyprinidae. The record is from RefSeq and is a predicted model, not a curated record. Gene Ontology annotation, molecular function: protein binding. The transcript is spliced from 11 exons. The coding region runs from base 142 to 1098 and encodes 318 amino acids.
UACUCUAGUCAGUGACUGUCUCUCCUCACCCGUCAUUCAAGUCUUUCAAUAACUCACUCAGGCGUUUAACACAACUCGUCUGAGCAGGAUAAGAUCAGAUAAAGCACAGGGAAUAAGGGAAGAGCUGUUAGACGUCGGACCAUGCGUGAGGGAUUUUGGAAACUUCUUUGUAUUUUCAUGUUUUCCUUUCGUGCUUUUAAAGCUUCCGCAGCUAUUUAUCAGGUUCCAGUGAGACUGCAGCGCACAGUGUCGGAACACAACACUGGAGCAAACACACUCAACAGGAACUGGUGCCAGUACACAUUACAGAAGACCGUUUCAUGCCAGACGCAAAAUGGGACAGAGACUGUUGUGCAGCGGCUGUUUCAGAGUUGCCGAUGGCCUGGACCAUGUCCAAACCUCAUCAGCUACAGAACUCUGGUGAGACCCGUGUACAGAGUGACCUACAGGAAAAUCACUUCUCUGGAAUGGCGAUGCUGUCCAGGAUUCCAUGGAGAAGACUGCAGAGAGGGACCUCAAGGGUUGCAAGGACCACAAGGUGAAAGAGGCCUUCCUGGGCCACCUGGGCCCCCAGGGCACUUCUCCAUCAGGGGAGAUGUUUUCACUCUAACGGCUAAACAACAUGCCCAGUAUGAGGAUAGUGACUUUGCUGCCUAUCGUGACCUGCAGGCUUUUCUUGGUCCUCCUGGGCCCUUCGGCCCUCCUGGUCCACCAGGGCCUGCUGGACCACCUGGACACCCAGGUGUUCCAGGGAAAAAUGCUGCCUUUAGCUUUGCAGGCACACCAGGUGACAGGGGACCCAAAGGAGAUCCAGGAGAAAGAGGUCCACCUGGAAUAACAGGAAAGCAAGGACAGCCUGGUGUUCCGGGUCCUAAAGGAAAACCGGGAGAGACUCCAGGAGAUGUGCAGCAGUUGAGGGAAGCUCUGAAGAUUCUGGCCGAGAGGGUUCUCAUUCUAGAGCACAUGCUCGGCAUUCAUGAUACUCUGUUGGACUCCGGUUCUGGAAUAGAUCUCCUGGCGGACUUCAUGCUAACAGGCAGUGCUAAAAAUGUUGCAGCUGCCAGACCCUCCUCUCCUCUUACCUCAGACAGAGAGUAGCCGGACUCUGUUGGGUAUGAAGAGUAAAUAUUAAAUAACAAACACUUGUGACCACAAGGCCUUUAUCUCCUGUCUGUUGCUUUGAAGGACAGAUCCCUAUUUGUUUAUGAGUAUGAUAAGAGUGGCACUGAUCUUUUCUAUUUUAUUUACUUGAGUAUUUUGUUUAAUUGUAAUAUUCUUCUUUUUUUACAUUUUGAAAUCACUAUAUUUACCUGUCGAAAAUGUGUUUUCUUUGCCAUUCAUGACCCGUUUUACUUGCAUUUACUUAAGGGCAGGCCUUUAUUUUAGCCAUUAGGAAAUGAUUGGAUGGUGAAAAGUGGGAACUACUUCCCAGAAUGGAGUCGGACCGAAUGUGAGUUUGCUAAAAUGAUGGCUAGUUAGCUAUUGGUUAGAAGUGAUGUCAGCAGAAAAAAAAGUUGUUUUCGGAGUAAGAGCAAGUUAUGAAAAUCUGAUUUUCAUGUCAACUUGAAGUGUCUAUGUACUGUAGUUCAUUUAUUUUAUUAUAGUAAAAGUGAGGAUUUUGGACGGGCAGGUUAUCUGGCUUAAUUAAUCAACAAAGAUGAUACUUGAUUAUACAAAAAAUGUUCUUGACACUAUUCACUUCUUAAUGAGUUUUAUGUUUCAUGAAUAAUGAUUUAAUACCACAGUCAUUCAAGCAGAAAAUAAAUGUUUUGUCAAAGACUUUACAGAAAACAAAAAAGGCCUAGUUCUUGUCAUUUCCUUUUUGUUUUCUGAUUGAUGACCUGUAAUGACCUUCAUGCACAUAAUUAUAUAUAGCAGUGGCUUUGUAUUAAAACAUUCCCAUCUCAAAACUCGCAGCAAACAAAAAAUAGACUAGAACAGAACCUUAAAACCAAAUUCGGCCUUUUGUGUGCAUAGAAAGUGCAACGUCUACCACAAUAAAUUGUGUUUACACCUCUGCUCACCUGUUCUUAUUCAUAGAGCCUAUCAUUGACUCGCUGAAAACCCAAAAUGGCGGAACACACCAAGGGCUGCUAUUAAUAGGGCUGCAGUGAAUAGCUGGAGAGACAAAAGGCCCUGUUGACCUUGUUCGCAGAGCACCGUUCAACACGCCAGUGUGGCUUUAAGCUUAUUGUUGCGCUUGAGCUUUUGUAAUCCCCUCGGGAGGGAACGAAAUCUUUCCGAAUCUUGGGCUUUUUCUUCUUGUUGUGUUAAGAAAGAAAAAGUGUUUAAAGGUUUCCCACGGUAAUGUUUUUACGGUAUUGAGAUCUAAAUAUUUUGCUUUGACUUUUUGAAAUUAAAUUUUAUGGGAAAAAUCUU